AUCAUUUCUGUUCUAACAAGCUUCCCUUUGUUUUGUCCUCGCCGAAGGAAAAACAUAACUUCACAACAGGUUAUGGGCCCAGAGUAGUCAGAAGGUCGAGUUUAAUUCAUGUCAGAAGAGAUUGUCUAUAUGCCGAGAGGACUGUAAGCAUAUGUGCUCGUGAACAAAUUGCUAUCAUAGGUUUUUUGUUGUCUGGAUUCGAUUCGAAGUCAGAGUACUGUCGUCUACGUCUGCCGAAAUAACCAUGGAUAAUAUUCCUGUCACGAAGUUCAAUGGAUCAGAUUUUGGUCUCUGGAAGUAUCAGAUGACGGUCUACCUCGAAUAUUAUGAUCUAUAUGAUGUUGUAUGUGGUAAAGUAGCAAGGCCGCAAACAAAUUCUCAACACUGGGAUACAAUCGACAAGAAAGCUAAGUGUAUAUUGACUCAGUUGCUUGAGCUGCAACAGUUACGUCAUGUGGUAAACUGCAAAACCUCAAAUGAGAUUUGGUCUAGGUUAGAGUCUGUGUAUGAGCAAAAGAAUGAAACGAGUGUACAUUUGCUUUUAGUAAGAAUUUUCGAGUACAAGAUGGAUCCGAACAAGAUGACAGUGUCCGAACAUGUCAGCAAUGUUGAACAAAUGGCUCGACAACUUGAAGAUCUUGGUCACAAACAAGAUGAAAUAACGGUGAUUACAAAGAUCUUGCAUUCGUUACCAGCAAGCUUUCGUUCCAUGAUAUCAGCUUGGGAUUCAGUAUCAAGAAAUGAACAGACGUUAGCAAAUCUGUUAUCUCGUCUCAUGAAAGAAGAAAACUUUGCUCAGAGUUUCAGUGAGCUCAAGGUCAGUGGCGGUGAUGAGUCAACUGCAUUAUAUGCGAAGAAAUCGAAGUACUUCAAGAAAUCUAAGCCAGAUAAGAAAACAUUCAAGGGAAAAUGCUUCAACUGUGAUGAGAAAGGACACAUGGCUUGACAGUGCA
Harpegnathos saltator (Jerdon's jumping ant) is the source of this 953-nucleotide messenger RNA. RefSeq lists its product as uncharacterized. The transcript has a single exon. The record is from RefSeq and is a predicted model, not a curated record. The coding region runs from base 245 to 946 and encodes 233 amino acids. NCBI's taxonomy places the organism in Eukaryota, Metazoa, Arthropoda, Insecta, Hymenoptera, Formicidae.